AUCACGCGUAGACUUUAAAAAAUGCCAUGUUUUUGCAAGUUUCUUCCCAAAAGCAAGCAUUACUGCACAUUGGACAAUGCAAGUGUCAACUUAACGACCGAACCGGUAGCAACAACUCAGCAGGUGUCAGCCUCGGAGGUGGUGCAACUGAAGGCAGAGGUGUGGUGUCUGAGAAAUUCUCUGUCGGACUCAUAUUCCAUCAACAGCAACAUGCAGGAUACAAUCACCCAAACGGUCGCGGAAAAGUACGCACUCUUGGAAGAAUUGUGCAUGGCAAAAAAUGAAACGGCCCUGUUGGAAACGCAACAUCGAACGGAGCGGGAUCUCUACCGACAGGAGAAGGAUAGGUUUCUGCAGGAAAUUGCAUCCCAUCGGAUGAAAAUAAACGAGCUCUCGCAGCUAGUGGAGAAAAUCUCCGAGCAAAACAUUCAGUUAAAGAAGUCACUGCUCGAGGCGAAUGACACAAUUUACAAAAUCGGACGAAAAUAUAUGAAGCUCAAAUGCAUAGAUUGAUGAAGUGUUUUUUAUUAGUAUUCAUUGUUUUUGA
Messenger RNA from Malaya genurostris, 547 nucleotides. RefSeq lists its product as uncharacterized. The coding region runs from base 22 to 513 and encodes 163 amino acids. The transcript has 3 exons. The record is from RefSeq and is a predicted model, not a curated record. NCBI's taxonomy places the organism in Eukaryota, Metazoa, Arthropoda, Insecta, Diptera, Culicidae.